GAACUAACGUGGAAGUACAAGUAUGUUGCACCAAAACACAAAACCGACAAAAAAUAGAGUCGAGCAUACACAUUUUUAAAACUGAUCCCAAACUUGUUUUAGCAAUCCAAAGUACAUGACAAGCCAGAACACCGUAAACGUCCACUUGCUUUAUAUGAUCGAUGAUGAGUACACCAGCAUCAAAAAUUGGACGGAUCAGGCCUUGUCGCCCGGUACGAUUGUCGAACUCGUUGAUGACACCUGGUUCCCGUCCCUGCUCCCCGAUAACAGCGCCAAUAAGACCUGGGAACCUUACAUUUAUGUCAUUACCGACGGCUACGACUACCGAGAGGAAAUCGAAUACGAUUACAACUUCCCAGCGCCCAUUCAGUUCCAGUUGAUUCAAAACGCGCACAAUUCCUCGACAUCGGAUUCCGGAAAUGGCGACGGUAACGGCAACAGCAACAGCAGCGAAUCCAGUAGCGGCCUCAAGGGCUGGAUGAUUGCCGUUAUUGUUAUAGCGUGUGUUCUAUUCGUGGCAGCACUAGCAGCACUAUUCUGGCUUUUCCGCCGACUACGGAGAAACAAAGCGGCAGCAGCAGCCGGUGGUGACCAACGCAACCUCAUCCAAGGCAACAACGGUGCUUCACAAAUGAGCUCGCCUGUUAUUCCUGCCGCACGACCGUUCGCGGGCUCGCUUACAAACGCCUCAUCGAUGGGCGGCGGCGACGCACGCAACGACAUGUCUUCGAUUCACUCCUCCACGCCGAUUGUUUUGCACGGCGGCUCACAAAGAACGGCCAACUCACCCAUCACACACUCGCCAUCUUCGCCAAAGAGCAUGAGCGACUUUGACAAGUCAUCGCCGGCGGUGGCGCAUAUUAUGCAGCAACAAGAAGCGCGACAAUCCAGCUCUAUCCUGAGCUCAACCGACGCCAUCAUGAUUGCCGACACGUUCAGACAAUUCAUGCGCAAACCCGAGUGGAACGAGCACCACGACGAAGAAGACGAAGAGGUGGGCGGUGCGUUCAAAUCUCAACAUUUCGCUGACUCUGACAAUGAAAAGCGCAAACGCGUAGGCGACGAAUUGUUGCGCAAAGAAUUGGCCCAAGAGGGAACAUCUGUGCAGCAGAUAGAACGGAGGUCGACCCGGUUAAAAGACAACUCGACGAACAACGACGACAAUCAUCACACAGCAUGACGAUAUACCCUCUCUCCCACUCCCCUCAUUUCCACACUUCCCACACUCACCAAGACUGUUUGUUUUUUCCCUCUUUUCUUUUUAAUUUCAAUGCGCUCCUCCAGUCAACACACAACACCAAACCAUGUAUUUGUUUUACUCUCUUUCUUCUCUACCACUAAUAUCUGGCAUCUUUCUCCAUGAAAACUCUAUGUAAGAGUAGAGGAAUCUCUUGCAGCACUCAAAAAUUCAAACUAAAAACACCCAAUGUGAGCAUCUUUUUGUUUGCUCUAUUCGCCCUCAGCACUGUAUCUAUCUACUUUUAGCAGAACCAAAAGUCGGGCAGUCAUGUACAUAUACC
Molecule: messenger RNA, 1520 nt
Organism: Zychaea mexicana
Lineage: Eukaryota; Fungi; Mucoromycota; Mucoromycetes; Mucorales; Lichtheimiaceae
Exons: 3
Coding region: 116-1180 (354 amino acids)
Source: RefSeq, a predicted model, not a curated record